AUGGCGUCGUCAUCGACGCAUUCCAGUGAUUCAGGCCCUCAAUCUGCGUUGACACGGCGGUCUUCCCGCAGCGCUGCCACAACCACCUUUACAAUGGAGGUUUUUGAUAAUGAGGUCGUUCCAUCGUCACUCCAACAAAUUGCUCCCAUUCUCCGUGUUGCCAACGAAAUUCAACACGAUCGGCCUCGCGUUGCUUAUCUAUGUCGAUUCUAUGCAUUUGAGAAAGCACAUAGAUUGGAUCAAAGCUCCAGUGGCCGUGGUGUUCGACAGUUUAAGACAGCUCUCCUUCAACGAUUGGAGCGGGAAAAUGCUUCAAGUCUUGCAGCUCGUGUCAAGAAGACGGAUGCGCGGGAAAUUGAGAGCUACUACAAACAAUAUUAUGAGAAAUAUGUCAUGGCACUUGAUCAGGGCGAAAAAGGAGAUAGAGCCCAAUUGGGGAAAGCUUACCAGGUGGCUGGAGUGCUAUUUGAAGUACUUUGCUCGGUUAACAAGUCUGAAAAGGAUGAAGAAGUUCCGGCUGAUAUCAUCGAAUCAGCCAGAGAUAUUGAGGCAAAGCAGGGUAUAUACGCACCCUACAACAUUCUGCCCCUCGAUUCUGCAGGGGAGUCGCAGUGCAUCAUGCAGUUUGAAGAGAUUAAGGCAGCAGUGUCUGCUCUCCGGAACACUAGUGGCUUGAAUUGGCCGGCCUCAGCUGAUCCACAGCGGCAGAGAUCAGGACAGUUGGAUCUUCUUGAUUGGCUAAGGGGAAUGUUUGGGUUUCAGAGAGACAAUGUCAGGAACCAGAGGGAGCAUUUGAUCUUGCAACUUGCCCAUCCUCAAGCAAGGCUUAUGCCAAAGCCUGAGUCCAGUAACAAGCUUGAUGAUCGAGCUGUUGAUGGAGUGAUGACCAAGCUUUUCAAAAAUUAUAAAACCUGGUGCAAGUACCUGGGAAAGAAACAUAGCUUAAGGCUCCCUAAAGGACACCAAGAAGUUCAACAGAGAAAGCUACUUUACAUGGGCCUGUAUCUUCUUAUCUGGGGUGAAGCAGCUAAUGUACGCUUUAUGCCAGAGUGCCUGUGCUACAUCUUUCACAAUAUGGCAUAUGAACUACAUGGCUUGUUAACCGGAAAUGUUAGUGUUGUGACUGGAGAAAACAUCAAGCCUUCUUAUGGUGGGGAUGAAGAGGCCUUCCUUCGCAAAGUUAUAACUCCAAUUUAUCACGUCAUAGAUCAGGAAACCAAGAGGAGCAGAAACGGGAAGGCUCCCCACUCUGACUGGUGCAAUUAUGAUGAUCUUAAUGAAUAUUUCUGGUCACCGGAUUGUUUUUCUCUGGGUUGGCCUAUGCGUAAUGAUGGUGAAUUUUUUAAAUCAACACGUCUCAUGACACAGGGGAAACUGUCAUCCCGUCAACAGGCUGGAAGCAUGCGAAAGUCCUAUUUUGUUGAGACACGAUCAUUUUGGCACAACUUUCGAAGUUUUGAUCGUUUAUGGACAUUUCUUAUACUGGUUCUGCAGGUUAUGUUCAUUAUUGCAUGGGAUAAUACUUCAGUUUUGGAGAUCUUUGACAAACAUGUGUUAUAUAAGAUAUCCAGUAUAUUCAUUACAGCAGCAUUUCUCCGUCUUGUUCAAAGUAUCUUGGACCUUAUUCUGAACUUCCCUGGUUAUCGUAGAUGGAGGUUCACUGAUUUGAUGAGGAUAGUUCUGAAGAUUAUUGGUAGCAUCGGAUGGUCUAUUGUUCUCCCGUUAUGUUAUGCUCAGCAAGCUGACCCUAACGCAUUAAUCUUUGGGCAACUCAAAAACUAUAUUUCUUUUCUUGAUCAAUUGAAGGGCAUUCCUCCUCUAUAUCUUAUGGCUGUGGCAUUAUAUUUGCUUCCGAAUUUACUCGCAGCAGUUUUGUUCAUAUUUCCUAUGCUUCGACGUUGGAUUGAGAACUCUGAUUGGCUUAUCGUUAGAUUUUUCCUAUGGUGGUCACAGCCCAGGAUCUAUGUGGGGAGGGGAAUGCAUGAAAGUCAGUUUGCCCUUAUAAAGUAUACUCUUUUUUGGGUGGUCCUUCUAUGCUCAAAAUUUGCUUUUAGCUUUUUUGUUCAGAUAAAACCACUAGUUGAUCCAACAAAAGAUAUUAUGCAAAUCAGGCGUGUUCAAUAUGCUUGGCAUGAAUUCUUUCCUCAAGCUAAAAACAACUUGGGAGCUGUUGCUGCACUCUGGAUGCCUGUUAUAUUGGUUUACUUUAUGGACACUCAGAUAUGGUAUGCUAUAUAUGCAACUUUGUGUGGUGGAGUUAUUGGGGCCUUUGAUCGUCUGGGAGAGAUACGAACUCUGAUCAUGCUAAGGUCCCGCUUCCAGUCUAUACCUGGUGCAUUCAAUGCAAAUUUGGUGCCUUCUGAUACUAAGAAAAAAGGAUUUUCUCUAUCUAAGCGGUUUGUAGAGGUUACACCUAAUCGGAGGAGUGAAGCUGCAAAAUUUGCUCAGCUGUGGAAUGAAGUUGUAGCUAGUUUCCGUGAGGAAGAUCUCAUAAGUGACAGGAAAGGCUUUAGCUAUUUCAGGGAGAUGGACCUGAUGCUAGUUCCGUAUUCUUCAGAUCCUAGCCUUAAAGUAGUUCAGUGGCCCCCAUUUCUGCUUGCUAGCAAGAUCCCAGUCGCAAUUGAUAUGGCAGUUCAAUUUCGGUACAAGGACUCUGAUCUCUGGAAGCGUAUAUGUGCUGAUGAAUAUAUGAAGUGUGCUGUUAUCGAAUGCUACGAAAGCUUCAAAAAUGUCCUCAACACUGUGGUUGUUGGACAAGCUGAGCAAAGGAUUAUUGGCACCAUAAUUAAAGAAGUUGAAAGUAACAUAUCGAGGAAUUCCUUUCUCACCAACUUUAGAAUGGGUUCUCUACCUACUCUCUGCAACCAAUUCGUGAAGCUGGUAGAAAUGUUGAAAAAUGCUGAUGAAUCUAAGCACAACGUUGUAGUUUUGCUACUACAGGACAUGUUAGAAGUAGUUACCCGCGAUAUGAUGGUCAAUGAAAUUCGUGAAUUGGCAGAACUUGGACAGGAUUCAGGUAGGCAACUUUUUGAAAAAGCUACGGACUCAAAACCUGCUAUUGCCUUUCCUCCUCCAGUUACCUCCCAGUGGGAAGAACAGAUAAAGCGUCUUUAUCUCCUUCUCACAGUAAAAGAAUCUGCCAUGGAUGUGCCUAAAAACCUUGAAGCACAGCGGAGGAUCAUGUUCUUUACAAAUUCAUUGUUCAUGGACAUGCCACGUGCCCCUCGAGUGCGUAAAAUGCUAUCAUUUAGUGUCAUGACCCCCUACUAUAGUGAAGAGACUGUCUAUUCAAAGAGUGACCUCGAUAUGGAGAAUGAAGAUGGUAUAUCAAUCAAAUUUUACCUGCGAAAGAUCUUCCCAGAUGAAUGGGAGAACUUCAUGGAGCGCAUAAACUGUAAAGAAGACUCUGAAAUUUUUGAUACUGAUGAAAACAUUUUACAGCUGCGUCACUGGGUCUCCUUAAGAGGGCAGACACUUUGCAGAACAGUUAGAGGGAUGAUGUACUACAGAAGGGCUUUGAAGCUUCAGGCUUUCCUUGACAUGGCUACUGAAAAAGAAAUGCUAGAAGGUUAUAAAGCUGUCACCAUUCCAUCAGAAGAGGACAAGAAAAGUCAGAGAUCCUUGUAUGCUCAAUUGGAGGCCAUUGCUGAUAUGAAAUUCACUUAUGUAGCGACAUGUCAAAUUUAUGGUAAUCAGAAGCGCACUGGAGACCGUCGUGCAACAGACAUUUUGAAUUUGAUGGUUCACAAUCCAUCUCUGCGUGUGGCAUAUAUCGAUGAAGUUGAAGAAAGAGAAGGAGGAAAAUCACAGAAAGUCUACUAUUCUGUGUUGGUCAAAGCUGUAGAGAAUCUUGAUCAGGAAAUUUACAGGAUUAGAUUACCUGGCUCUCCAAAAAUAGGAGAAGGGAAGCCUGAGAAUCAGAACCAUGCCAUCAUUUUUACAAGAGGGGAAGCUCUUCAGACUAUUGACAUGAAUCAAGACAACUAUUUGGAAGAAGCUUUCAAAAUGCGGAACUUGCUUGAAGAAUUUAACGAGGAUCAUGGAGUGAGAUCCCCAACAAUUUUGGGUGUUCGGGAGCAUAUCUUUACAGGAAGUGUUUCUUCCUUGGCUUGGUUUAUGUCAAAUCAAGAAACGAGCUUUGUCACCAUCGGUCAACGAGUUCUUGCAAGACCUUUGAAGGUUCGGUUCCACUAUGGGCAUCCAGAUGUCUUUGAUAGAAUUUUCCACAUCACACGAGGUGGCAUCAGCAAAGCUUCAAAAGGCAUCAAUCUAAGCGAGGACAUCUUUGCAGGGUUCAACUCAACACUCAGACGUGGCAAUAUAACUCACCAUGAGUACAUCCAAGUUGGGAAGGGGAGAGAUGUCGGCCUCAACCAAAUCUCACUCUUCGAAGCAAAAGUUGCAUGUGGUAAUGGCGAGCAGACCUUGAGUCGGGAUAUCUACAGACUAGGUCACCGCUUUGAUUUCUUCCGGAUGCUUUCUUGUUACCAUACGACAACAGGCUUCUAUGUCAGCUCUAUGAUGGUAGUCCUUACGGUGUAUGCAUUCUUGUAUGGAAGACUAUACCUGGCUUUAAGUGGAAUGGAGAAAGCAAUCAUGAAAUCGGCAAGAUUAAGGGGAGAUAGGGCUCUGAAGGCUGCCAUGGCUUCUCAGUCUGUAGUUCAACUUGGUCUUUUGAUGGCAUUGCCCAUGAUCAUGGAGAUUGGACUAGAGAGAGGAUUCAGAACAGCAUUUGGUGACUUGAUAAUCAUGAACCUCCAACUAUCAGCUGUCUUCUUUACAUUCUCUCUUGGAACAAAGCUACACUAUUUCGGGCGCACAAUUUUGCACGGUGGGGCCAAGUACAGAGCCACUGGGCGUGGUUUUGUCGUUAGACAUGAGAAGUUUGCAGAAAACUACAGAAUGUACUCACGGAGCCAUUUUACGAAAGGGAUGGAAUUGAUGAUUUUACUGGUUGUUUAUCACGCAUAUGGCUCAGCAUUUGCAAACAGUGACGUCUACUUGUUCCUAACCAUUUCCAUGUGGUUUCUAGUGUGUUCUUGGUUGUUUGCUCCUUUCCUUUUCAACCCCUCAGGAUUUGAGUGGCAGAAAAUAGUGGAGGACUGGGAUGAUUGGUCAGCAUGGAUCAGCAACCGCGGUGGUAUUGGUGUUCCAGCUAACAAGAGCUGGGAAUCCUGGUGGGAGGAGGAACAGGAGCACCUUCGAUCAACUGGAUUUAUUGGACGUCUAAUGGAAGUUAUUCUCUCUUUCAGAUUCUUUAUCUACCAAUAUGGAGUUGUUUAUCAGCUUAAAGUCGUCCAAAAUGAUAAAAGCAUCUUGGUGUAUGCUCUAUCUUGGCUGGUGAUCGUUAUUGUUAUCGCCAUCUUGAAGAUUGUAUCCAUGGGUAGAAAGAGGUUCAGUGCAGAUUUCCAGUUGAUGUUCCGACUGCUUAAGUUGUUCCUGUUUGUUGGAUUCACCAUCACACUUGUGAUGAUGUUUCAAUUCCUUGGUCUCACCAUCGGUGACCUUUUCGCCAGCUUACUUGCCUUCUUGCCAACCGGAUGGGCCAUCUUGCAGAUAACACAAGCGUGCAAGCCUGUGGUGAAAGGGUUGGGAAUGUGGGGAUCGGUAAAAGCACUAGGGAGAGGGUACGAGUAUCUAAUGGGUGUCAUGAUUUUCACUCCGGUGGCUAUACUUGCAUGGUUCCCCAUGGUGUAUGACUUCCAAACCCGGUUGCUUUUCAACCAGGCUUUCAGCAGAGGUCUACAGAUCCAACGAAUCUUAGCGGGUGGCAAGAAAAACAGGUAACCGAAGCUAGUGUGUACCUCAAUCAAGAUGAUGUCGUUAUUAUACUAGCAAUAACGCAUGGAGGGUCAAAGCUCAAAUGCUUAAUAAUGGACGACCGACCUGAAGAGGUUAUUCGUUGUGUGGUUCCCUUCAAGUUCAUGAUGACGUUCAAAACGAGGCGGCUUUCAUGUCUACGCUUAAACUCGGUACAGCUCUGGAGCUUAUCUGCUGCUUAGAUCAUCAGCAAAACAACUUUUC
Messenger RNA from Cynara cardunculus var. scolymus (artichoke), 6024 nucleotides. Its product is annotated as callose synthase 5-like. Gene Ontology annotation, molecular function: 1,3-beta-D-glucan synthase activity. Lineage: Eukaryota; Viridiplantae; Streptophyta; Magnoliopsida; Asterales; Asteraceae. The coding region runs from base 1 to 5787 and encodes 1928 amino acids. The transcript has 42 exons. Gene Ontology annotation, cellular component: 1,3-beta-D-glucan synthase complex; plasma membrane. Gene Ontology annotation, biological process: (1->3)-beta-D-glucan biosynthetic process. The record is from RefSeq and is a predicted model, not a curated record.